This is a messenger RNA of Piliocolobus tephrosceles (Ugandan red Colobus), 4575 nucleotides long. RefSeq lists its product as uncharacterized. The record is from RefSeq and is a predicted model, not a curated record. NCBI's taxonomy places the organism in Eukaryota, Metazoa, Chordata, Mammalia, Primates, Cercopithecidae. The transcript is spliced from 7 exons. The coding region runs from base 1 to 1299 and encodes 432 amino acids.
AUGUGGGUGGUAGACCAGGGGCAAGGGCAGGGGACAGUGUCUGUGGAGAAGAGGGGUCUGUUAAGGUUUCCACCCUUGGGCGGGAGGGAGCGGCGGGGUAAGCAGCCUAGGAGGACUAGGGGGCGUCACAAGGCCCGCAGCCAGGGCGCCCCAAGCGAGGCCGCGGUCCGCGGACGGUCGCCAGUGGAGCGGGGCUGCAAGGGGGUGCCGAUGCUGCGAGAGAAAACCUGGGAACCUUGGAACGAGCUUAUGGUGAUUGGGAAAAGAGUGGAGCUCCUGAGUAGAAACACUCAAAAGCCGAAGCUGCAGUCUGAGUACUGGAGACUGGAAGAUGUGGAAAAGACGGUCUUGAAAGGGAAGUCAGGCCCGAGUCAGGAAAAGACGGAUGUGAAGCUGCUGCACCGUGGAGCAAGUGCAUCACAAGCUUCAGUAGAUUUGGGGAAAGACAGCCCAAGGGAGAUUUGGGGAAAGCAAGAGGUCAAACACGAAAUAAGGGCUAAAUCUAAGAGUGCAGGGAUGACAGCAGGGCCUAUGAAGGGGUCUGGGUUUGAAGAGAGGUUGAGGUCUGCUGGGGAGAAGGUAGGGACCACUGGAGAGGACUUGAGAUCCAGUGGAUAUAAACUGGGGCAGAAUGAGGAGUUGAGGUCGAGUGUAGACAAGAUGAGAUCAAGUGUAGAGAAGUUGAGGUCUAGUAGUGAGAAGCUGGUGUCCGGGGGAGAGACGCAGGGGUCCAGUGGAGUGAAGCUGAGGUCCAGUGGCAGAAAGCUGAGAUCAAGUGGAGAGAAUCUGAGAUCAAGUGGAGAGAAUCUGAGAUCAAGUAGAGAGAAGCUAAGAUGGAGUGGAGAGAAGCUGAGAUCAAGUGGAGAGAAGCUGGGAAUCAGUGAUGAGAAGCUGAAGUUAAGUGGAGAAAUGCUGAGAUCAAAUGGAGAGAAGCUAAGAUCAAGCAGAGAGAAGCUGAGGUUGAGUGGAGAGAAGCUGGGGUCAAGUGCAGAGAAGCUGAGAUCUAGCGAGGAGAAGUUGGGGACCAGUGGGGAGAAAUUGGAGGUUUCAAGAAUGGGGAGCAUAAAUGAGGAGAACAUUGAAAAAGUGGUAGAAGUUACUGGUGAUGAAAGAGUGAUGGCAUUUACUGAUGAUGAGAUGGAAAUUCCUUUUGAAAGUGUCAAAGGGAGUGAGGAACUACAAGGGACUGAGAAAGGAGUGGGAGUUGACGGGGGCGUCUUGCGUGAAGCGAAAGAUAUCACUGAUGAAUCUGUUUCUAUGGAAAAGAAAGAUAUUAUAGGUGAAGGUACCAGUGAAUGAGGCAGAUGAAGGACUGACACCAAGCAAGGAAAGAGGCAGGCAAGGGAAGUACUGGAAGUCAGAGGAGAAAUUAGAGCCAGGCAAAACAUUAUUGACACGGAAGGGGUAAAGUUGAGAGAGGAAAGAGUCUGAGCCUAAAAUAAGAGAGUGGAAGUGAGGAAGAAAAGCUACUGGGGCUGAAGGCGGAGGCCAGGAUCAAAGGAAGCAAAGAGGAGUGGCUGGUUCAGAGGGAAGUGGGAACAUAUGGAGGAGAAAGAGAAGACUUGGUAAUGUGUUGACAGAGGAAACUUGGGUGUUGGGAGAAAACCUGACUGGGAGCUCAUAGGGAAAUGUUUGAGAAAAGGAUGGAGGAUGGGCUAGAAGGAUUUUGUCUGACACAUGAUGGGGUGUAUGAGAUGGAGGAUAAUUGGAGCAGGAUAAAGGGUAGAUUUUGAGGGUUGUGGAAGAAGGUGCAGGCUGAAGUGUGCAAAAUUUCUGAAAGAGGAGCCUGAAGAAUGAAGGGGUCCCAAGUGACAAAAGCAGGAGAGGAGAUAAGAAAGAAGUGAGAAAAAGCAUAAGAAGCCACAUGCCAUAAUGGUGAUUGUGUUUUGUUAGUAGAUCUCUGCCAUCCUGAGAUCAUCAGUCCUUGCCUCCUCUGGAAACUCUCUGAGAGCCGGGGAAUCGUCUCUUUUUAUAAGAGGCCUGCACAGGCACAAGGUCAUACUUGGGCAGUUUUUGGCUUUGUGAAAAUCUCUGAGAUUGCACCGCACAGUAUACAAAUGAUAAACCAGACAACCACAUUCGUUCUUUGGAUUGCGUUUUCUCCUGAGAUAUCAGACGCAUUUCACCAGGGCCACAGAAAGAGAAAUGAAGACCAAGAUACCGAGACAAAUGCCAACAACCUGGUGACAGGGAAGAUGAUGCCGUCAGAUCUGUACUUCACAUAGAGAAGUCUGGCUCAGAGAUGGAGUCACCAGGCCAUGGUGUGCGGGCACUCAGUAAAGUGGAUAUACGAUUACUAGAUCAUUAUGGGUGGAGACCCAUCUAACCGGAACCACCACCCAGCCUCUCCCAGCCUCCUUAGAUGACAAGCUCUGGCAUCCUCGGUCCACCCAACUCAGCUCCCAAGCAUUUCGCCGAAACAUCAGUGAGCAGUAGAGAUGGGGUUUCACCGUGUUAACCAGGAUAGUCUCGAUCUGACCUCGUGAUCCGCCUGCCUUGGCCUCCCAAAGUGCUGGGAUUAUAGGCGUGAGCCACUAUGCCCAGCCGGAACCUGCUUUUAAACUUAAUAUAUUGUUUGACUGCCCUUGUCUAGAAAGUGACAGUGACAGUAACAGUGCCAGCCUUUCAGGGUUGCUGGAAGAUUAAAUGAGAUGCCAUGUGCAGUAUGCCAGACAGAUGGCAGGUAUAAAAAUAGGACUCUCCGUUCAUCCUUGAUAAGGCCGUCUGGCUACGUCCCCCAGCUCUCCUGUGUCUCAGAACCUUGUAUAGUUACCAGUUCUCGCUGGCACCUAAGGCAGGACUCAAAAAAUGCCUACGGUGUGACUGGCUGAAUGAAGAGGCAUCGGCUUUAGUGGAAACAGGGACGCCUUCCAUCCCGCUCCUGGCUUCACUCCUCUCCCCUGGUGUCUGAGCCCCCUUUCCUUCCCUGAAACACCUCCUCCUCUGUUCUCCUCACAUCCUCCUGUUCUUCCAGCCCAGCUGCAGACCCACCUCUUCCAAGAAGCCUUUGUUCUUUCUGAUGCAAAAGACUGCUUUGGGGUUCCAUAGUGUUUGUAGUUUGGCCACACGAUUUGUUCUGGGUUAGAUAAUCUCGUCUCUUUUUCCCAGUCAGCAGAGCCCUGUACACUUCUCGUUUCCCUCACAGCCGCCAUCCAACAGAACCCGGAGAAGAUUCUGGGCCGGAAAUGUGACUGGUCCCGCCCUGCUAGGGAAGAGUUCGUCUGGGUGACACAGGGCACAGCACCCACCUGAGCUCAUCUGAGGCGUGGGAGGAAGUGCAGCGGCUCAGAGGGAGCCUCUUCCACCCCUCCACUGCCCCGCUUCCUGGAGGCAUGUCCCGCCUCCUGAAAUUCAUGUGGUGGGCCGUCCCGGGCUCCCAACAGCGGGGCUGCACGUCUUGGGAUAGGAAAUGGGAUUGAGUUGGCCUUUCACAGAGAGUUCUCUCUAGAUAAGAUAAAUCCUUCAGGCCCCGCUAUUUAGAGACGGAAGAUGGGUUAGGGCCCUUUUUAGUCCUGUGGGCUGACUACAGGGAGCCUUGGAAAAGGAUGUCUUCCCUCACCUCACAGCACCUAGUACCAACCCUUCUCACGCCUCCUGGAACAAGACCAAUGGCCCAGGCCUGUAGCUUUCUUAUCCAUCUGGCCGGGCCAUGGUGGAAAAGCACAAACUGGAACUCAGGGCCCCCAAAGAGAUCAGUCUCCCAGAGCAAUCAUGGUAAGCGACAGGGAAAGCCAGACAAGCUCCAGAUUUCCUCCUAGUUUGAAUUUCCUAGAGGGACCCUACGUCCCCUCCUGCUUUCUCCAUCCAUAGCAUGAGCAGCAUUCCUGAGCAGAGCCUGGGCCAGGCCAGGCGGGUAGCAUCCCAGCUCCACUGCUGGUCCGUCGUGAGACACUGUGUCAGCUGCCCAAAUUCACUGUGCCAGGGUGGGGGUGGUCACAGAACCUGCCUCCGAAGCGAGUUGAGUCAAGUGAGCCAAUACACGUAACACGCUUCUGAGUGUGCCUGGCACAGCACAAGUACUGUGCAGGUGUGGCCGUCCGUAGGUGCCUGGACACAGGUGUGGCCAUUCCUGGGUGCCUGGAUGCAGAGAGUGGCCGUCCCUAGGUGUGUGGACACAGAGUGUAGCUGUCCCUAAGUGUCUGACCGCAAGUGAUGUGAGCUUUGCACCCUCUUUGGGACUGUGGCUCCUCCUAUGGUCUAACCCUGAGGGGGCUCCUGGUAGGCCAAGACUGGAUCCCUGGGUGACUAUAUAAAGCCUGGUGGUCUCAGCCUAGCAGAGGCCACCAGUCAGGAGGCAGGGUGGUAUGAGGCAGAUGGACAGAACCCAGGGGACCCCGCUGCCGCAACUGCCAAGAGCAGUGAAUGCUGAACCAGGACUCAGCAGGCAGUGACUGUCCGAGGCCCUGGGCAGGUCACUUAAGCUAUCUGGGCCAGGCUCUUGUCUUGACCAGGGCCUCCCCCCGGUGACCGAAACGAAGAAAGGUUUGGGUAAGAAUAGUCAAUCGUUUCGAUUACUUCUGUGCAUGGGGAAAGAGGGGCCCAUAAGACAAAAACAUCCAAAACACAGAAAACAUU